AUGGGCCCGACCCUGGCGCAGCAGCAUGCCGAACUGUCUGCUCUUCUGGCCGCGCCAAGCGAUGCUGAUUGCGAACACGCGCAACAGUUGAUGCUACAACACAGACUCGAGGCCAACAAGCGCGUUGGGGGCGACUUGAGCUACAAAGAUGCCAAUGGCGUCCUUUCAAAAGUCGCACAAGGGAUUAUUGUGGUUGGCGUCACUCCCGCUCUAGUCCAGGCUCUCCUCGAGUACGAUGCCAACGUUUCCAUUGCCCGUUUCAAAAGCACCAACUUUUGGAAGGCUAUCCGGGGAAAAGACCAAGUGGAUGUUCGGAGUCACGUUCUUGAGCAAGCACUACGCACCUGUUCUGAUGCCAUUGUACUGUGUCUGGCCCAGAAUGCCGACGAGAUGUCCAUCAAUGCAGCUCUUCCCAUCGCCAUCGACCUCGACGACGUUCUCAAGGUGUACAUUCUGCUCAAGCAGGGCGGCAACGCGAGCGAACUAUGUCAGUCUUUCCAAAAGGCUGUCCAAGACGGCUCUGACGAGAUGGUGGCCACUCUCAUGACAGACGGCAAGGGGGUUUGCCAGGAUUGCCGGAACAAGGGCCUCGUACAGGCUGCCAGGCGAGGAUACGAAGCCAAGGCAAACAUGCUUCUCAACCAUGGGGCGGAUGUCGGCUUUGACCGGGCUUGUGCUCUACUGUCAGCAAUUCGCGGCGGGAGCCCAGCCAUUGCAGAGAAUAUCGCUUUACGCCGCGAGAUGAGCCAAUAUCCGCUCCUUGGGGACAUGGCUGCCGCAGAAGCAUACGACCAGCAGCAGUACCGCCUGCUUGAGAUGCUCCUCGAUUCAGGGGCAAAGGGGCCAAACAUGGACGCGAUACUUGCCAAGGCGCUGGAGAAGAAUCAACUGAAAUUGGCCCAGGCCCUCGUAGAGCAUGGCGCAUUGAUUCCCGACAAGGGGGAAGCUUGUUUGCUGUCUGCCGUCAAAAGCGGCCGUCCUGAGCUAUUACAGGUCGCUUUACAAAGCAGACCGAAGAUGGAUAUUCUAGCAUCAGCAAUUGUGUACGCCACCAAGCUGACUGAUCUCGAUGUCUGCCGCCGGAUGAUCGCACUCUUGUUGUCUGCCGGAGUUCGUGGCGACUCAGUCUGCGAGACCCUCGUCCAGAUUCUGGACAAGACUCUGGAGCCGAGCGAGGAGCAGACGCAACGAGAAUUGAUCCAUCUGCUUCUCCAAAAUGGCAAAGCGGACAUCAACUUUGGUGCCGGGCGUGCCGUGGCAUUGGUCGUGACACAGGGACGAAGCGAUCUUGUCGAUUUAUUUUUGCAACACGGCCCAUCAACUGAAACCCUCAUUGUUGCUUUGGGGUCUGCCAUGGACUUGGCAAUGCCACAGCUGCGAAGCGAGCUCAUCCAGCUCAUUCUCGGCCACAAGUCUGGUGCUAUUGAAGUGGACCGUCUUCGCAGUGAGCGCUUGCGAGAAGCUGCCAUUGCCGCAGCGGCAAAGAGGCUUCGAGUCGAGGUCCUCAACUCGUUGAUCUCGGACACGACUUCAAAGGCAACGUUUUCAGCCGCGCUCGCUGCCCUCGUAUCGGGGAGUUGCAAGUGGCUCACCCCUGACGGCUUGACAAUCGUCCAGACCCUUCUAGAGCGCGGAGCGUCGGGCGUUGCGCUUGAUGAUGCCUUUUGCCAAGCUGUUCGAUUCUGCGACCGACAAGCCAUGGGCCUUUUGAUGGAGUUUGUCGGCGACACUGCCUUUGACGCGGCGUUGAUGCAUCUUGUGCAGCAUUCCAAGGACUGGCAAUCUCCUGAACAGCUCUGGCUGGUGGAAGAGCUGCUUGGCCGAUGCAGCGGCCUGUCCGUCAACGAGCUCCUCCUUGAAGCCGUCAACGCCUGUACUGAUAGUGACGCCUCGCUAGAUCUUGUAGAUACUAUAUUCAUCGUUCGUCCGGAUGCAGCCAACGUCAAUUAUAAACAUGGAGAAGCCGUCAAGCGCGCCAUCAGAGGUGGUGGAGUGUCGCUGCUGAGGACCUUGAUCGAAACCGGCGCGACAGCCGAGACGAUGACCCAGGCAUUUAUGGCUACUAUUCAAUCUUCUUUGACCGAGGAGACAGUGCUGCAUCUACUGGAGACUCUUGUUUGCUACGCGCAACAGAGCGGCACAGGCUUUGAUGCCAACAUGACCUUCAAAGAUGGCCUCCCGCCACUUGCCUCUUGUCUAUUGAGCUACCCUCAAUCUUCCAAACUGGUUGAACGCUUGAUUCAACUCGGAUGCAACGCCGAGACUACAUUCAGCUGCAAGAUUUGCGCCGACAAGGGGGCUGUACCCGAGUCAAUUACCGUCCUUCAUUGGGCUCUGUGCCCGCAUGGAAACGGGCAGGUACCGACUGAUGUCAUGGCAAAGUUGAUUGAGGCAAAAGGUAUAAAACAAUUCCUUCCUUGGACAGACCAAAAAGCGGCUCACAAACAAGUAGCAAACGUCAACUGCAUUGCCUCGAGCUCCCACGCAACGCCUCUCAUACUAGCUGCGCGCCAUGGCCGUAGUGACGUGAUACGCAAGUUGCUCGACGCGGGAGCAAACCCCAACAGCCGAGACCAGUCCAACAGAUCGGCUCUAUUCUAUGCCUCCCAGUCGGGGGACUCGGAAACGGCGCGGCAACUCGUCAAGGCAAACGCCAGAGCAAACGACGGCAGCCUCCACGAGGCGGCCAGAAACCUGCGGAGCAAGGUGGUAGAAAUCCUCAUCCAGGGCAAACACGAGCCCAACUUCCCCAGCAACAGACCGGAGCAUGAAGGCAGAACGGCCCUCCAAGAGCUCGCCUUCAAAUGCGACGCAACAAGAGGCGCCAUGGAACUCGAGGAGACGAUUCUAGCCUUGGACAAGGGCAAGGCCGACGUGCUGUCUCGGUACGACGGCAGAAACGCGCUAUUCCUUGCCCUCGAGAACCUCGGGCCAUGUCAAGUAACGUCGGCCGUGCUGAAUACCGUCAUGUGGCGGGAAAUCAACAACGAGCAGAAUGUCUUUGUGUCCGCCGACCCCAACACGGGGGCCAAGUACUACUUCUCUCCGACCAUGUACCUGCAAAAGGGCUGCUACUGCGGCGACCCCAAACACCUCGACAAGCUGAUGCAGCUACUCCAUCAGAUGCAAUGCGUCGAUCGAUUCUACGCGGAGCCCGGGCCCGGCCAACCGGGGUUUGCGCAGCCGCCCGGCACAACAGGCAUGCCCAAGCGGCUCCUCGAGGUCGAGGAGAGGCGCAGGGCCGAGGAGGAAAAGCAGCUGUACAAGGACAUUGACCACCGGCGCAAGCUCGAGCGCCAGCGGGAAGAGGCGCAGGUCAAGGCCGACAUUGAGUACCACUCGCAACGGCAGAAGAUGAACCCGAACCUGAACCCGAACCUGAACCUGAACCACGCGGCGGCGGGCCACCAGACCGAGAUGGAACAAAGACAGGCCAAGGUGUCAUGGAGUCGGGAGGCGGCUGCUCUGGAAACAAGACAGGCCGUGACGGCGCGGAUGGCGCAGCAGGAGCAGAAGCUGCACCUCCAACAGCUGCAGAACAAGGAGAAUGUUGCGUUUCAGAAGAAGAAGAAUAGGUUGACUGCUGAAGGGCUGGCUGCGAAAUGGGCUCCCGGCAAAUGA
Molecule: messenger RNA, 3621 nt
Organism: Metarhizium robertsii ARSEF 23
Lineage: Eukaryota; Fungi; Ascomycota; Sordariomycetes; Hypocreales; Clavicipitaceae
Product: ankyrin repeat containing protein
Exons: 1
Coding region: 1-3621 (1206 amino acids)
Molecular function (GO): protein binding
Source: RefSeq, a predicted model, not a curated record